AUGGGUGCGAGUAAUUCUAACAAUGUCUCUUCGUCUUACGAAGCUCAAUUUCAAGUUCAUGCAGUUGUAGAAGAUUUAUAUAAACAGUUGAGAAAAACGGAUAUGCAGUCGUUUCUUUCGUGGCAAACGUUAAAUAAAAAAAUGAUGGAUAUAUUAGUACCCAUGGCGGCAGUAACGCCAUCACGAUCACUUGCUGGUCCAUCCAUCGGUCUCAUCGGACGUUCGGGCACAGGUAAAAGUACUCUUAUUAAUACGCUUUUAGGGUGUAACGUAGCCAAAGUGGGUGUUGGUGAAGUAACAAAGCAAACCCAGACAUAUAAAGCAAAAGAUUUCUAUAUCUACGAUACGCCGGGACUCGAUGAUAUCAGUACAAAUUUUACUAAAGACAAUAUUAGCUUUUGGAAAGGCCUAAAUAUACGGAUUGUUGUAAUCACCACAUCGGUUACCGAAUUAGCUCAAAUACUUCGUCUAUUCGAUGACAUUGGCUUGAGUUAUGAUAUUGUAGUUAAUAAAAUGGACCUUGUGGAAUUAAAAUCUCAACAGAUUUUUAAGAUCUAUAUAAGAGAUCAGAUCAGAAUUCAUAGGUUAAAAUGUUUGAGAAAUGUUUGGUUUGUCAACGCUUUAAACCCGGCCCAAUAUCCUGAUUGGCAAGAAUUGAUUUCCUAUAUAAUGCCACAAGAAAAACCGUGUGAAAAUAUCAUUGAAGAAACAAAUUCUACAACAUCCGAAAAAGCAUCAACAGGUGAUCAGAUUCGAACACCGUUUCUGUAUUUCCUUUACGAUAAAAGCUUAUGCCAAGAGGAUAAGAAAUAUUUGUCCAAUGCUUUUCUGUCUGAACAACACUGCUUUCUUGAAAUUGCACAUUUCGGUUCGUUUCCACCAAUGGCUUCUCAAGCUUCAUAUUUUAUUACCUAUAUUUCGUCACAACCACCAAGAAUACCUAAAGAUACCAUUGGUAAGAUUUACUAUUUGAACUCCGAAUGCAAGCAAAACGAUUCGUUGCAAUGCGUUACUUGCGUCAAUAGUGUAAAUAAUUUAAUACGCAGACUGUACCAUGAUCUUGCUGUCUUCUAUCGAGAAGAAGCUGUACACAUCCGCGAGAAUGAGGGUGAUCAUCUAUCCAUCGAAAUGCUUCUCUCGAAAUCGAUAACGUGCUACGAGAUGUUCCAAUUAGAAACGAAACGAGCUGUAAUUUGA
This is a messenger RNA of Adineta ricciae, 1197 nucleotides long. The record is from the annotation of a GenBank genome assembly. Lineage: Eukaryota; Metazoa; Rotifera; Eurotatoria; Adinetida; Adinetidae.